GCGGCUACUGAAAGCUUAACGUGGCAAGUAGGAGUUAAAAAUAAAAAAUGUUUCAGCAGGAUUCCUCACUCCAUGAAUGGCUGCUUUCCGGUUACAAUGUUGACUUUGUGUCUUUUUGUUGUGAGUAUCGAGCGGACUGAGUAACCCAAUCGUCCGUGCAGAGUAAGAAGAAUAACACCCUUGACAAUCAACAAAGAAUCUUGAACGGCAGGUCUUCUUUUGUUCAGGCCUUCACUUUCACGCCUCUCAUUCUCCGUCUGCAACGCAUUCGUGAAGCCGAUCGCUUCCCGGUAUCAUCUCGGCGAGCUCUCCGAGGCGCCGCAUCACCGCCGCCAUGCCUUCCAUGGGCAUGCAGAUGGCCGGCUGCACCUUGGCCCUCCUGGGCUGGAUCGGGGUUCUGAUCGCCUGCGGCUCGCCCAUGUGGCGCGUCACCGCCUUCAUCGGCAGCAGCAUCGUCACGUCGCAGACCAUGUGGGAGGGUCUGUGGAUGAGCUGCGUGGUUCAGAGCACGGGCCAGAUGCAGUGCAAGGUCUACGACUCCAUGCUGGCCCUGAGCCAGGACCUCCAGGCCGCCCGGGCCCUGGUGGUGGUCUCCAUCAUCGUGGGGCUCGCCGGUGUUCUGUUGGCCUUCGCUAGCGGCAAGUGUACCAGCUUCAUCCCGGACAAAAGGGCCAAAGCCAGGGCGUCGGUGGCCGGCGGGGUUCUCCUGAUCAUCGCCGGGUUCCUCUGCAUCAUCCCCGUGUCCUGGACCGCCAGCAUCAUCAUCAGGAACUUCUACAACCCGACGGUGGUGGACGCCCAGAAGAGGGAGCUGGGGUCUUCUCUCUACAUCGGCUGGGGGGCCGGGGGGCUUUUGCUGCUGGGAGGGGCGCUCCUGUGCGCCAGCUGCCCCCCCAAGAGGGACGAGGCACCAUCUGUGCACUACCUGAUGGAUAGGUCCAUGGGAGCGUAUAGCAAGGCUGACUCCAUGGGCUCGUACACGCCUACAAAAACCUACAUUUGAGAUGAGUCAAGCCAAAGCUUCAAAAGUCAACAGUGGGUGGUUUUACCCCAAAAAUUAAUCCAUAGGGGUGAGGUCAAAAAAAAAAAAAAACUUCUACCUACUUUGGAUUGCCCCGUAUUUAUUUUGACACUGAAAGGACAGUUAAGUCAGUGUUUUAAGAACUUGCCCAUGAUUUUUGGUGUUUGUCAUCACAGUAAAUGUGCUUUUUUUUGUUUCUCAUGCCUGUUGUUUUUUGACUUCAGUUCCAGAAGAACCGGUUUGUUAGACUCUUGGAUGACACUCUCUGCUUUGGGAACAAACUAAAGCAGUCAUUUUUAAAACGAGGGGUCCUGCAAGACAUAAUUUCGGUCCACAAAAUAAUUUCCUCUGAAGAAAAAUGUCAUUUAAAAAUAUAUAUUUAUUUACUCCAAUAAAACAAUAAUAACCCA
Syngnathus acus (greater pipefish) is the source of this 1431-nucleotide messenger RNA. RefSeq names its product claudin-4-like. Bases 335 to 1003 code for a protein of 222 amino acids. Gene Ontology annotation, cellular component: bicellular tight junction; plasma membrane. NCBI's taxonomy places the organism in Eukaryota, Metazoa, Chordata, Actinopteri, Syngnathiformes, Syngnathidae. The record is from RefSeq and is a predicted model, not a curated record. Gene Ontology annotation, biological process: cell adhesion; bicellular tight junction assembly. Gene Ontology annotation, molecular function: structural molecule activity. The transcript has a single exon.